Messenger RNA from Olea europaea var. sylvestris, 1997 nucleotides. RefSeq lists its product as uncharacterized. The record is from RefSeq and is a predicted model, not a curated record. The coding region runs from base 1191 to 1544 and encodes 117 amino acids. Lineage: Eukaryota; Viridiplantae; Streptophyta; Magnoliopsida; Lamiales; Oleaceae. The transcript is spliced from 7 exons.
ACAAGGAAAAUAUUUUCCUUGGGGUAAGGUGGAAUUUAACCCUUCCAAAAAUUCUAGUAACCAACCCACGUGAAUAUCUCUCUCUCUCUCAUCUCUACCCACGUACCGUCUCUCUCAUCAAUUCAACCUGCUCUCAUCGAUUGAAAGGAACUAGGAAGGCGUCUCACUCUCUCAUCGAUUCAACCGAACCAGGAAGAAGAAAUCGACGAUUUGCCUCUGGGGAAAUCACUGCGAAAGGUUGGCAACGAGGCGAUGACUGCAUAGAUUGAGGAAAUACGUUCGAAUUGAGGAACAAGUCGCAAUUUUUUUGAAUACAGUCGGGCAUGACCAACGUAAUCGUGCUGGACGUUUUACUUUCUUUCGCUCUGGUCAAACAGUGAGCUUUUACUUUCACAGAGUCUUACACGCUUGUCUUGGAUUGUAUAGAGAUGUUGUGAUUAAUGCCACUCCUCAUAACUCACCAUACGAAAAAGAAAAUGUGCAGCCAUGAUGCUCCUUUUUCCAGGAUGUCGUAGGAACAAUCGAUGAUAUACAUAUUGCUGCGUAUGUGCCUUUAGAGGAGCAAGGUAAAUAUCGCAAUAGAAAGCAAGUGAUCUCCCAAAAUGUUUUAGUAGCUUGCACAUUUGAUAUGAAAUUUACUUACGUGCUUGCCGGUUGGGAGGGAUCCGCACAUGAUGGUCGAUUGUUACGGAGUGCAAUAUUACACCAAGGACAUAAGCUAGCAAUUCCUGUUGGUAAAUAUUAUCUUGUUGACGCUAGCUUCCCAUCGGUUUCGGGUUUACUUGCACCAUAUCGUAGGACUCGUUAUCAUCGUAGAGACAUUGAAGGUCAACGUCCUGAAAGUAAUAUCAUGGCAAAUAUUCGACAAAGCUCUACAGCUCCUUAUCGAGUUCCUAGACCAACCCUCCAUUCAGAUGUGGAGGAAAUAAGCUCAACUCAAGCGGAUCCUAAUUCUAGGAAUCAUCAAAUACGUUAGAGUGAUGCAAUGGAUGGUUGUAUGGUAACUGCACUACUACAUCAAGUGUUUGGCUAGUCACAAAAGAAGUGACAAUGGCUUUUCAUCAUUUCACGUGUCCAAAGCAAUCGAGAGUGUGCACAAUGGAUGCGGAGUCGUGGUGUCUGAUAAGAAUGUGAGGGCGCGAUUGAAAACUCUGAAAAAAGAAUAUGUUGAAGUUCAUCAGUUGUUAAGUAUGAGUGAUUUUGGGUUAGAUCCUCACACUGGACGUGUCACAGUCGAUGUACUAGUUUGGGAGGAGUUGUUGAAGGGCAAACCAGAAUUUGGAAAGUGGAAGACCAAACUUUGUUCUCGUUAUAAUGAUUUGGAGGCUAUCUUUGGAUAUGAUUCUGCUACAGGAGAUCGCGCUGUAACCGGCAAUGACAUUUUAUCCCCCGAUCAUGAUGAAAAUGUGCAUGAAGUUGAUGGUCAAAAUGAGGAUACGGAACCAAGCCCCAUUCGCGCUCCUAAGGGUAACACCGAAGGAGGAACUAACAAAGUUCGCCGUCGAUGUACCCAACCUAAUGAUGAGAGUCUCGUUGCCCUAUGAAGCAUUUCCGAAUCAUCUAAAAAAAUUGCUAAUGCUAUGGAGACUCAAGCACCAUUAGAUACACUAAACCACAUCAAUUGGCAGUUGGUUCUAGAAAAAUUACAAGGCAUGAGUAUAGAAAAGAGUGAUAUAAUGCAAGUAAUGAAAAUUUUUCGAUCGGAUGAGAGUCUGGAUAGAGUAUUUAUGAGUUUGACUAAUGAAGAAUUCAUGCGUGAUUUAGUAUUUGAAAUUUUGGGCCGUGAUCCGCCUCCGCUAUUUUGAGAUGACGUGCUUGGAUAAUUCAACAAACAUAUGUGAAAGUAUGACAUCUAUGUUGAUUUUAUUUCCUAUUUUCUUAUGAUAGAGAUUUUACGGGUUUUUUCAUUUUCGUUUUAUGUAAUACGUUGGACGAAAUUUCAUCAUUAUUUAUUGAAUUGAUUAUCUGAUUAUUAUUUUUGAUUGCAAAGAAGAAUA